Molecule: messenger RNA, 2750 nt
Organism: Chelonus insularis
Lineage: Eukaryota; Metazoa; Arthropoda; Insecta; Hymenoptera; Braconidae
Gene: nvy
Product: CBFA2/RUNX1 partner transcriptional co-repressor nervy
Exons: 7
Coding region: 296-2665 (789 amino acids)
Biological process (GO): negative regulation of DNA-templated transcription; DNA-templated transcription
Cellular component (GO): nucleus
Molecular function (GO): transcription corepressor activity
Source: RefSeq, a predicted model, not a curated record
UUGAUGAUACAUCUAGCGCUCUUCUUUUAAAUAAAAGUAUUUUCAAGCUUUAUUUGCUUUAUAUUAAGUGAAAUAUUUGUUUCAAUUAAUUUUUAAAUCAAAAAGAUACAGAAGAGAAUAAAAUUUGGGUGUAUUUUAAUUUAUAUAAAACAGUAAAGAGCAUUCGUUUUACAAAAAUGUGGAAAAAGUGAUCAAAGUAAAUCAACAUUAUUAAAUAUUUUUGUUUACAUUUCUUCAAAAUACGAAAAAUAACAUUUUUUGAAAUGACGUGUCAAUAUUAAAGUAAAAAGAAAUUAUGAAAGUAGAAGGAUCAACUGCACCGGUUGUAGUUCUUCAUAAGGUCAAAAUAAAGGAAGAAUCAACAAAUGAAAGUAUUUGCAAUCUACAACACCAACAAAAACAAGAAAUAUCAACAACACAUGAUGGAGACAAUUCUCCAACUUAUGCUAUCGAAUCAACUGUGGUACAUAACAAUAAAAAUAUCAAUAAUAAUAAUAGUAAAGAUGACAACGAUAACAACAUUAACAUUACCACAAGCACUGCUACAACAAGUAUCAUUACGUCGAUUAACAAUUCGUCGAUCAUGUCAUCAAUGGAAGUUGGAGCAAUUGAUUUCCAAUGUUCUUCCAAUGAGUUGAAUAUUCAAGAGCCAGCUAGUGCAGAGCAUGAGAGUAAAGGUGAAUCAGUUAGGAAAAAUACUGACCCAAAAGAUAAAUCAUCUUACACUGAAAAUACCAAAGAUUCGCAUGAAAAAGAAAGAAAAUUGUCUCCAGCGUACUCAGCAGAAUCGAAAUCAUCUACGAGUAAUGAACGAUUGUCUGACAGUUCAGAAAAUAGAAAAUUAUAUCCAGUCAAGUCGAUAAAACCAGAAAAUGACCAGCAUUCAGGAGCAGCUCAAAAACCUCAAGAAAGCACAUUCAACUCUGAACCGAAUGCUCAAGCUAAAAUAACGAAUGUUGGUCUCAAAACUAUCUCAAGUAUUUUCACAGGUCAUACAAAAUUGAAGAGACUUCUAGGCACACUUGUUCAAUUUGCUAAUAAUAUUUCUACUGAAACUGGAGAGACUGUUCGGAAUUUGAUCUUUGGACUUUUGAGUAGUGGAUUGUCAGCAGAAGAAUUUCAUUCAGCUCUUCAAGAAGCAACGAAUUUUCCUUUGAGAGAUUUUGUAUUACCGUAUUUAAAGCACACUCUUCCCUCUUUACGUCGAAAUAUCAAUGCAGCAGCACAAGCUAACAAUCAGACGUGUGUGCAAUAUCUUCAAUCCAACGAAUCAGCAGUUUUAGAAACAGUGAGUCAUAUUGCAUCUGCAGAGUUAACCGUCCAGCUGUUCAACGACCAUAAAAAUUCUCCUAAUUAUGCAACUCAUUCAUCUAAUAUGAUAGAUCCCAAUUCUAUUGUUCAACAAUCGAAUCCUUACUCCAGUUCAUCACAUCAUCAUUACACUGGAGGAAUCAAACGACGAGCUUCUGAUGCAUUGUAUUAUGAAAAUAAUUCAAAUACUGAGGAAACUUCUAUGUAUGCUAAAAGACCAAAUAAUUUGUGGAAUCAGCAAACUUCUCACCAACUACAACAGCAACAAUCCGAUUCAUACUGGUGGCAUCCUAUUCAUUCUUCAACUAAUUCAGGUCAAACUCAUUCUCAAUCAUCUAACCACGGAUCCUCUAAUCUUCUGCUCCCUAAUCUUGUUCAAAUAAAUCAUUCAUCUUCAUUCGGACCUCACCACAUAUCUCAUCCACAAUUAAAUUAUGGUUCCAGUAAUAUUCAGAAUAAUGUAAGCCUUGAUGACGAAUGGAAAAAUAUUCACGUUAUGCUUAAUUGUAUUUUGGGAAUGAUAGAAAAAACAAAGAGAGCUUUAUUAAUUUUACAAAAACGUGGUUGUUCAAGCCCUGUUACUUCAUCUUCUCUUGCAUCUGGGUUGAAUUCUUGCACGCAAAAUGGAAAUAAUAUUGGUAAUAAUAAUAAUAUCAACAAUAUUUGUACAAAUAACUCACAAGUAGAAUCAUCAAGUAGUGUAACGGAUCGUGAUAGCAACUUGAAACGAUUGUCAGGAGAAAUUGUUGCUCAAACUAUUCGAGCAACUGAAGACCGAGUUGCUGCGGAAGUUAAAAAACGUGCCGAAGAAGCUAUGCAAGAAGUGAAACGGGCUGCUAUGGUUGAAGUGCAGCGUGCAGUUGCUGUAGCUGUAGCUGAAUCACGAGCUAAUGAAAGACUUAGAUCUCAUCAGUUAUUAGAUGUACGAUUAUCACAAAAAGAUCAUGUGAAUCCUGGAUCGUUUUUGCGAUUGAAUAAUCACGCGAGAGAUUUAUCUUCAAGAAUAAUUACAAAAGGAAAUGUUGGUACAGUUGGGAUCAAUAAUUUAUCUGGAGAGGAUGAAAAAGAUGGAAUAUCAUUAUCUAAUAUUCCCGGAUCUAGUUGUUGGAAUUGUGGAAGGUCAGCUUUAGAAACUUGCGGAGGAUGUGGUAUUGCAAGAUAUUGUAGUUCCUUUUGUCAACAUCGUGAUUGGGAAACUGGUGGACAUCAUGCAACUUGUCAUAGUAGCCCUUCUAAUAAAUCAAGACGUUCAGCAUCACGUAGUCCACCUAGAAUUGCUGGUAAUGUAAUAGUUAAUGUAAAUCAAAUUGAUAUGAAUGAUACUCAUUCAUCAGAUGCUAAUAAAACAAAUUGAUCAAUUUAUGUUAGUUAAAAAAUUUACAACUUAUUGAUGAUUCAACCAAAAAUUAGCAUUCUCAAAAAUUAGACAAUUAUAAAUG